AAGCAGCGCCAGUAUUGACGAGCUCACAAGAGAAGAAGCAGCAGAGGUUUGGCAGUGGAGUUUGUUUGUUGUUUGUGUUGUGAUUUAAUUGCUUUUCUUGCGAGUCAAAUUUAUGAAUAAUAAAUUAAAAAUGUUGAAAUAUUACUAAAGAAAUAAGUUUCAAUGUAAAGAGAAAUUAAUUUUUAUAUAAUAAAACGGAGUUCUUUGUGAUUUAAUUGUGGCUUUUUAAUUGGUUUUCUUUUCGUUUCUUUAUUGUUUUGCCAUCGUCGCUUGGUUUUUUUGAAACCAGUUUGAGGAUGAUCGAGAUUUUCUCAUGCCUCGCUCUUUGCGGUUGUGAAAAUUUGAGUCUUGCAUAAACGAGCGGAGCAAAACAAAAACAAUAACACGUGCAUUGAUCACAAAAACAAAAAACAGAAAAAACACAAACAAAGACAAAAACAAAAACAUUGAAGCUGAACUUGACAGUGAAUUUAAUGCAGAAGAAACUUCCUAUAUUAAAAUAUAAAAUUAUAAAAAAAAAUAAAAAAAUAAUAUUUAUAUUUAUAAAAAUAAAUAAAAAAAAAUAUAAUGAGUUCAAGAGUGCCGCCACCGCCUUGCCCAGCUCCGCUUACAACACAACUUAUUGAAGACCUGCAACGUCUAUCCGAAGAUCAAGAAAGCGCCGACAUUGUUUUUAUUUGCGGACGCGAAGAAGAAAGAAUUUACGCCCAUAGAAUUCUGUUAAUGACUCGUUGUAAAAGUUUCAAAAGUGGCAAACGUGGUGAAAUCAGUAUGCCAGGCUGUACAGUUUCUCCUGCUCCCGCACCCGGAGCUCCUAUUCCAGUGCGCUUACCUUCUCAUGUCAACCCGGAAGUAUUUCGACAAUUCAUCUUAUAUAUUUACACAGCAAAAAUUUUAUUACAAGAUUCUCGGGUUUUUGAAAUGAUGACCUUAGCACAGGAUAUGGGAGUAGAGGAACUGCGAGCAGCUUGCGAGGAUCAUGUGAUCUCUACACUUUCAGUAGAUAAUGCCUGCACAUUUUUGACAGCUGUUAUGGAAAUACACGACAAAGCAGGCGCAAAAUGUGCUGCUUCGUUCAUGGAACGUUGCAUUAUUUAUAUUGGGGAGAAUGCCAAUGAAUGUGUGAAAACCAAUGCUUUCCUGAAUUUGACAAAGGAUGCUUUAAUCAAGUUAAUCUCAUCAGAUUACUUUUGCUUGGAAGAAGAAGACGUUUGGCGCUGCGUACUGGCUUGGGCAAAAAAUCAAGCAGGCGUCACACAGCCAACACCACACUGGACUGAAGAAGAGCGUGUACGUGUUUGUAAUUAUUUGUCUGGUGUGAUGUCACAUGUACGGCUCUUACUUAUCGACUCGAAAGUGUUUGCGGAAGAGGUGGAACCUACUGGUGCAGUACCAAUGGAAUUGUCAUUAGAGCGGUAUCGUUACGCUGCAUUACACGCAAAUCAAAUGGUAUCGAGUAGCACGGCUAGUAGUAGUGGUGUACAUAUAUUAUCUCCCGGUUUGAGUGAGGAUGACAAACGUUUGCAACCGCGGCUAACAGUAAACAUGUUUCCUGGUUCACAAAUUUUACGAAAUGAUAAAAUGCAUCUACAAGGUGUACUCAAUGGCUGGUAUGGCUCACCCAAACAAACCUGGCGACUUGUUUAUCGUGCUUCCACACAUGGUUUUUCUUCAAGUGCUUUUCAUCAUUUUUGUGAUGGUGUUGCACCUUGUUUCGUCAUUGGAAUUGGUUCACGUGGUGAAAUAAGUGGCGGCUUUACAGAUGUUGCUUGGGCUAAAACAAAUCGCAAAGGCGGCUACAUACACUCCGAGCGUGCGUUUCUGUUUGCUUUGAAUCCAUCUGGUGAUGACACACCUAUUAAAUUCGAAAUAAUUAAAAAACCGUACGCUAUUUGCUAUCAUCCAGAUUGUGGUCCAAUAUUUGGUGCUGGUGCGGAUUUGUUAAUUGCAAACAACUGUAAUUCAAACUUGGAUUCGUAUUCCAACUUGCCACACUCCUAUGAUGGUCACAAUGCUUCAUAUAUGACCCUCUACGGUGACUACAAUUUUAUGCUUGCUGACUAUGAAGUCUACACUUUGGCCUCGAGCAGCAAUUCCAGUAGCUCACAGACAAAUAUUCAUGGAACCACUGGCAAUGGUUGUCUUAGCAACACAGCCACAAAUAGUGCAAUUAGCGGUUUUGGUAAUGGAGGCGGAGCGACAAUGGGCAUUAACAAAGCAAAGUAUGAGAGAUAUUAACUCACUCAAGGUGCUUACGAAUCAUAGUCUUCCAACAAUCAACA
Molecule: messenger RNA, 2282 nt
Organism: Teleopsis dalmanni
Lineage: Eukaryota; Metazoa; Arthropoda; Insecta; Diptera; Diopsidae
Exons: 9
Coding region: 568-2238 (556 amino acids)
Molecular function (GO): protein binding
Source: RefSeq, a predicted model, not a curated record